GGGGGUGGGAAGCGAGGCUGGUGCGGCGGGAGGCUGAGGCGGGGUGGGGGGGGUAAGUGGGGUAGGCAAAGAGCUGGACGCGGGGAUUUAGGGCUGGGGAAGGGGGUCGGGGGGCUCCGGAGGCCGAGGGGAGCGGCCAGCGCGGGGGAAGGGCGAGGUUGUGGGGCGAGGCGGCGUGUGCCGGUCCUGCCGCUGUCUCGCUUGGUGGAAAAGGGAAGGGGUGAGAAAAGGGAACUGGGUUAAAAUAGCCUCUCAUCCCUGCCGGGGGCUGGUUCCCUCUCUGUGGCUGCCGUGCCAUUGCGGGGAGAGGAGCAGAGGGGUUCUCUUGUGUGCAGGAGCAGCCUGGGGGGGCUGAGCUGGGGGUCUCUGCCCCUCAUUGCCUUCCUUCAUCUGGAUUUUUGUGUGUGGGGAAGGGGCAGGAUGAGCUUGCAGAGUUUUAGUGGAAUUUCUCCUUCCUUUCUGAGGAGCUGCCGCUGCUGAAGCAGAUUUUUCCUUCCUUCCUUUUUUUUUUGUCUGAUGCAGUAUCCCAGUAGCUAGGCAGCCUCCCUCUUUUCUUUCCUUCCGUCCUUAUACCCCUUCGGUAUGUAGGAAGGGAGAGACAUCAAUGGAAAAGCUGAAAUACGCGUAGAUGGACUUUCAAAUGCCUUUUUUCUUGCAAGAGGAAGAUAAAUCCCAGUUGCCAGCGCACUGACUUUUUUGUUGCUGUUGCAUUGCUUGGUAAAAAUGGGGUUCAGUUCCUCCAGCUGAAUCCUUGGAGCAUUUCAGAGUUGCUACAGCAAAGGACUUCUAUUUUUUCACAUCAGAAGAGCUACAUUGAUGUUAACCGUUUUCUUGUAAGAUGGAGAACGAGAUAUUCACACCCCUCUUGGAGCAGUUCAUGUCUAGCCCUCUUGUCACCUGGGUUAAGACAUUUGGACCGUUAGCUGGAGGAAAUGGGACCAACCUGGAGGAAUAUGUGGCACUCGUGGAUGGCGUGUUUCUGAACGAAGUCAUGCUGCAAAUUAAUCCAAAGUCUGCUAAUCAGAGGAUAAACAAAAAAGUAAACAACGAUGCAUCACUAAGGAUUCAAAAUCUGUCUAUUUUGGUGAAACAAAUAAAAACUUACUAUCAGGAGAAUUUGCAGCAGUUGAUUAUGAUGUCUUUGCCAAAUGUAUUAAUAAUUGGCAAGAAUCCUUUUUCUGAGCCAGGUACAGAAGAAAUAAAAAAACUCCUUCUGCUUUUACUUGGUUGUGCAGUUCAGUGUCAGAAAAAGGAAGAAUUUAUUGAAAGAAUCCAAGGUCUGGAUUUUGACACUAGAGCAGCUGUUGCAGCCCAUAUUCAAGAGGUAACUCAUAAUCAGGAAAAUGUGUUUGAUCUGCAGUGGAUGGGUGUCAUUGCACUGACACAAGAGUAUGUUGAUCCUCUCUUGAAAAAUAUGGCAUUACAUUUAAAAAGGCUUAUAGAUGAAAGAGAUGAGCACUCAGAGACUAUCAUAGAACUCUCAGAAGAACGGGACUGUCUCCGUUUCCUACCUCACGCAUCGGCAGCACAAUCACCUUGUGGGUCUCCUGGCAUGAAGCGCACUGAAAGCAGACAGCACCUCUCAGUAGAGCUAGCAGAUGCCAAAGCAAAGAUAAGAAGGCUUAGGCAAGAGCUUGAGGAAAAGACUGAGCAGUUGCUUGACUGCAAGCAAGAACUUGAGCAGAUGGAAUCUGAACUAAAGAGACUUCAGCAAGAGAACAUGAAUUUACUCUCAGAUGCCCGUUCUGCCCGAGUGUAUAGAGAUGAAUUAGAUGCCCUUCGUGAGAAGGCAAUUCGAGUCGACAAGCUUGAAAGUGAAGUCAGCCGCUAUAAAGAGAGGCUGCAUGAUAUUGAGUUCUACAAAGCUAGAGUGGAGGAGUUAAAGGAAGACAAUCAAGUGUUGCUAGAAACAAAGACAAUGUUGGAAGAUCAGUUAGAGGGGACCCGAGCCCGUUCUGAUAAAUUACAUGAGUUAGAAAAAGAGAAUCUACAGUUAAAAGCUAAAUUACACGAUAUGGAGAUGGAGCGUGAUAUGGACAGAAAGAAGAUUGAGGAACUCAUGGAGGAAAAUAUGACUCUAGAAAUGGCUCAGAAACAAAGUAUGGAUGAAUCAUUGCAUCUUGGCUGGGAACUUGAACAGAUAAAUAGGACUACUGAACUUUCUGAAGUGCCACAGAAAUCACUUGGUCAUGAAGUGAAUGAACUGACAUCAAGCAGAUUACUGAAGUUGGAAAUGGAAAACCAAAGUUUGUUGAAGACAGUGGAAGAACUACAAAGUGCAGUGGGUUCUGUAGAAGGCAGUAGCUCAAGGAUCCUGAAAAUGGAAAAAGAAAACCAAAGACUUAGCAAAAAGCUCAAAGAGCUAGAGAAUGAAAUUAGCCAAGAGAAACAAAGUCUUCAGAACAGUCAAAAUCUGAGUAAGGAUUUGAUGAAAGAAAAAGCACAGCUUGAAAAGACACUUGAAGCACUUCGAGAGAACUCAGAGCGACAAAUUAAGCUAUUAGAACAAGAAAAUGAACACUUGAAUCAAACUGUAGCUUCUCUAAGACAACGCUCCCAAAUCAGUGCUGAAGCCAGAAUGAAAGAAAUUGAAAAGGAAAAUAAAAUCCUUCAUGAGUCUAUUAAAGAGACCAGCAGUAAGUUAAAUAAGAUUGAAUUUGAAAAGAAACAAGUCAGGAAAGAACUGGAGCACUAUAAAGAGAAAGGGGAGAGAGCAGAAGAACUAGAGAAUGAGGUUCAUCGUCUGGAGAAGGAAAACGAACUGUUACAGAAAAAAAUCACUACCUUAAAAAUCACUUGUGAGAAGAUCGAGGCCUUAGAACAAGAAAACUCAGACCUGGAAAUGGAAAACAGGAAGCUGAAAAAGACUUUGGAUAGCCUAAAAAACCUCACUUUUCAAUUAGAAUCCUUAGAAAAGGAGAAUUCGCAGCUUGAUGAAGAAAAUCUAGAAUUAAGAAGAACAAUUGAAUCCUUGAAGUGUACAAGCAUUAAAGUGGCACAGUUACAGUUAGAAAAUAAGGAGCUGGAGAGUGAAAAGGAGCAACUUAAAAAAAGCCUUGAGCUCAUGAAAGCCUCAUUUAAGAAGACGGAACGCUUGGAAGUCAGCUACCAAGGCCUGGACACAGAAAACCAAAGGCUGCAGAAAGCCCUUGAAAACAGCAAUAAGAAGAUUCAGCAAUUAGAAAGUGAACUGCAAGACUUGGAGUCUGAAAAUCAGACUCUGCAAAAGAACUUGGAAGAGUUAAAAAUCUCCAGUAAGCGCCUGGAGCAGUUGGAAAAGGAGAAUAAGUUAUUAGAGCAAGAGACUUCUCAACUGGAAAAGGAUAAGAAACAGCUAGAAAAAGAAAACAAAAGGCUUCGGCAACAAGCAGAAAUCAAAGAUAGUACUUUAGAAGAGAACAAUGUAAAAAUUAGUAAUCUGGAAAGGGAAAAUAAAUCUCUAUUUAAAGAAAUAGUUGUGUAUAAAGAGUCGUGUGUACGCCUGAAAGAACUAGAAAAAGAAAACAAGGAACUUGUGAAAAGAGCCACCAUUGAUAAGAAAACCCUUGUCACUUUACGAGAGGACUUGGUGAACGAGAAAUUGAAGACUCAACAAAUGAACAAUGAUUUAGAAAAACUGGCCCAUGAACUUGAAAAAAUAGGCUUAAACAAGGAGCGCCUCUUGCAUGAUGAGCAGAGCAGUGAUGACAGUAGGUACAAGCUUUUGGAGUCAAAAUUAGAAUCCACACUUAAGAAGUCUCUUGAAAUAAAAGAAGAGAAAAUUGCUGCUUUGGAGGCACGUUUAGAAGAAUCAACAAAUCUAAACCAGCAGCUCCGUCAGGAACUUAAAACAGUGAAAAAGAACUAUGAAGCUCUCAAGCAAAGACAAGAAGAGGAAAGGAUGGUUCAGAGUUCUCCUCCAAGAAGUGGAGAAGAAAAUCAGUCUGUCAAUAAGUGGGAGAAGGAAAAUCAGGAAACUACUAGAGAGUUAUUGAAAGUUAAAGAUAGAUUAAUUGAAGUGGAAAGGAAUAAUGCCACACUGCAGGCAGAGAAGCAAGCACUCAAGACACAAUUAAAGCAGCUUGAGACACAGAACAGCAAUCUGCAGGCUCAGAUUCUUGCACUUCAGAGACAGACUGUUUCUCUACAGGAGCAAAAUACAACUCUUCAAACUCAGAAUGCCAAACUGCAGGUUGAAAAUUCCACCCUUAAUUCUCAAAGCACAUCUCUUAUGAACCAGAAUGCACAACUGCUGAUCCAGCAGUCUGCUUUAGAAACUGAGAACGAAUGUGUGCUCAAGGAGCGUGAGGAUCUGAAGUCACUGUAUGAUUCGCUUCUCAAAGACCAUGAGAAACUGGAGCACCUGCACGAGCGCCAAGCUUCCGAGUACGAAUCUCUGAUUGCCAAGCAUGGGAAUCUGAAAUCUGCACACAAAAACCUGGAGGUGGAGCAUAAGGACUUAGAAGAUAGGUACAACCAGUUGCUGAAACAGAAAGUGCAGCUGGAAGAACUGGAGAAGGUGCUCAAGGUAGAACAGGAGAAGAUGCUGCAGCAAAAUGAAAAACAUGAAACUGUAGCAGCAGAGUAUAAAAAACUCCGUGAUGAAAAUGAAAGGCUUACUCAUACCUACAGUCAGCUCCUGAGAGAGAAUGAAGUUCUCCAAACUGAUCAUAAGAAUUUGAAAACACUAUUGAACAAUUCCAAACUAGAACAAACACGAUUAGAAGCAGAGUUCUCUAAACUCAAAGAACAAUACCAACAACUGGACAUUACAUCGACAAAGCUAAAUAAUCAGUGUGAGCUGCUUAGCCAGCUUAAAGGAAAUCUGGAGGAGGAAAACAGACAUCUACUAGAUCAAAUUCAGACAUUAAUGCUGCAGAAUAGAACAUUACUUGAGCAGAAUAUGGAAAGCAAGGAUCUCUUCCAUGUAGAGCAAAGGCAGUACAUUGACAAGCUAAAUGAAUUAAGGAGACAGAAGGAGAAACUGGAGGAGAAGAUAAUGGAUCAGUAUAAAUUUUAUGAGCCAUCUCCACCAAGAAGAAGGGGCAACUGGAUUACUCUGAAAAUGAGGAAGCUGAUAAAGUCUAAGAAGGAUGUUAACCGAGAGCGCCUCAAGUCCGUGACUCUUACACCCACCCGCUCAGAGUCCAGUGAGGGAUUCCUGCAGCUGCCCCACCAGGACAGUCAGGAUAGCUCCUCUGUGGGCUCCAACUCUCUGGAAGAUGGGCAGACCUUGGGCACCAAAAAGAGUAGCAUGGUUGCACUGAAAAGACUGCCCUUUUUGAGGAACAGACCGAAGGAAAAAGACAAAAUGAAGGCCUUCUACCGUCGCUCCAUGUCCAUGAAUGACCUGGUGCAGUCCAUGGUCCUAGCAGGAGGACAAUGGACAGGUAGUUCUGAGCAUCUGGAGGGUCCUGAUGAUAUAUCUGCGGGUAAAAGGAGGAAGGAGUUGGGAGCUAUGGCCUUCUCUACUACAGCUAUCAACUUUGCAGCUGUCAACUCUUCUGCAGGCUUCAGAUCCAAGCAGUUGCUAAAUAAUAAAGAUACUACAUCCUAUGAAGAUGUAAGUCCACAAGGUAUUAGUGAUGAUUCUAGUACAGGAUCAAGAGUUCAUGGAGUGCACGCCGUUAUCUGUGCAGAUGCUCUUGCUCCUCCUGUUGGUGGCAUUUCAACUAUGUGCAAGGUUCCUUGUCAGAUCUGUUCUUCCAGACCAGCCAGCCUUGAUAGUGGCAGAACAUCCACUAGCAAUAGCAAUAACAAUGCUUCACUCCAUGAAGUCAAAGCAGGUGCAGUUAACAAUCAGAGCAGGCCCCAGAGCCACAGCAGCGGGGAGUUCAGCCUCCUGCACGAGCACGAGGCGUGGUCCAGCAGCAGCAGCAGCCCCAUUCAGUACCUGAAGGGUCACACGAGGUCUAGCCCUGUGCUGCAGCAGCGAACACCCGAAACGCUGGAUGCUCGUGGCAGACACAUCAAAACGGGUUCCCCUGGAAGCGAGGUCGUGACCCUGCAGCAGUUUCUGGAAGAGAGCAACAAGAGUACCUCAAGUGAGAUGAAAUCAGCAAGUGAAGAGAAUCUCUUAGAUGAAGUGAUGAGGAGCUUAUCCGAGUCCUCGGAGCUGGCAGGGAAGGAGAAGCUGAGGAAGCAGCCGUCUGCCGGUUGUGGCAUCGUGAGAUCACUGAGUGUCAAAGCCACCAUCGACUUCUCAGACGGACGAUCCCUUAAGCCAGAGCAGCUGGUGAGGCCCAGCCUGCGGAAAAGCGACGAUCCCACCUUCACUAGCUCUCCAGUGAAGUUGACAGGAGGCACCCAAGGGAAGGCCAAAUCUGUUAAAGAAAAGCUCCAAGCGAGCGUUUCCCAGCGCCAAUCCCGCGAUUGCAAUCCCUACGCCACCUUACCUCGCGCCAGCAGCGUCAUCUCCACGGCAGAAGGAACCACCCGAAGGACAAGCAUUCAUGAUUUCUUGUCUAAGGACAGUAGGCAGCCUGUAUCAGUGGAUCCAGCACCAGCCACCGCUGACAGGAGCGUUCCAUCGGCCUCUAGUGAGUACUCAGCACACCGGUUACCCUCUCCUUUUGUUCACUGUGUGGCUUACAGAGUAGAUUGUGUUCCACAGAGCAAUGCAGCUAAUGCAGUUAAACCCCGUAAUGUAGGAUGUCACUCUGAUGUGCCUAAAACUUCCAGGAUGGAAAGGUCAAAUUGUCGGGAGAGAACUUCGCUGAGCUCAAGUGUGUUUAAUGAUAAAUUCUCUGGUAAUAACGACAGCACAGGGUCGCUCACUGUGGCUCAGCCAUUUUUAUCCCUUAACACUGAAUUAGUUAGUAAUAUAAGUGGGUUGCCUCACAGACCUACAUCCAAACCAGCUGAUCAGGCAAAUCUGUCAGCGUUUAGAUCAGUGCCAAAGAAUCCAGAGCAGCUUUCUGCUCCCCAGGAACCUGAUCGUAGUGAACUUGUUCCAGCCCCAUGUGUGAACACCAGUGAGGCUGAAUCCCCGCUGCUGGUUUCUGAAGAUAACAAAACUGUGUGGUACGAGUAUGGCUGUGUAUGAUAAGGAAGUUGUAUUAUUAAAUCUAUAUAUAUAUAUAUAGUCUCAUACAACACAUAGGUGUUCUGCUCAAUGUCCACUGGAUUUAGAGAAGAUUUCACUCCAAGGACAAAACAAUUCCAUGUUAGAUCUGCGGGUGGAUGUUUUCUAGAGCUCAGUCGUGUACUCCAGCAUGUCUGAAUGUAUAAUUGUAACCUCACCAAAGUCUGCAUGAACCAUUAAUUGCACUGUAUAUAUUUUGCAUGCCUUUAAAAGUCUUUAUAAUGCAAGCUAUGGUUUUAUUUGUCACGCAUCACAGAUACUUUGGUUUCUCCCUGUAUGUUACCGAAUGCAUGUCAAACCAGUCGCAUGCUGCACUGCCACAAAUGGCACCAGGAGCAAUUCCAAUACAGAACCAGGACUUUUCAGCUGUGCUCGUGCUUUCAGAUGUAUCAGUAACACACUGAGUAUGUAUUUGGAGUAAAAAUACUCCCCCCUCUUCUUGAUUAAAUGAGAUAUUAAUGAAGAGAAGCGUUUAGAGAGAUCCCAGUGUCUUACCUUUUCCAUUUAUGCCAUGGUCUGGCAUAAAUGCACUUUGCACAAGGAACAGGUUACACCCCGUAAUUCAGUGCCUCCAGCUUGCACAAUAAAUAUGAAUUACUGUUCAUAGUUAUUAAAAUACUUGAACAUUAAUAAUACAAAGACCAUUCAUAAUCCUAAACGUGCUAAAUCUUACGAGGAGAUGAUAAAUACUCGCAUGAUCCACAGCACUUGUAAUGAAAAAAUGACCCUUUCCACCUCUUGCCUUUUGUAAGCUUUGUCUCUCCACGCCUGGUGUACAACUGUGGUGAAGUGUAUGGUUUGUUAGGAGUCAAAUAACUGAGUUAUAGGAGACUCCUUGUGAUGUGUGGUAAUAAAAACCUGUAUUGAUCGUGGUGGAAGCUCAUUUUUUCUUCUGAACAGAAGUAACAUUAAUACAGUAAUACAAUAGAGAACAAGAUGUGUAACAGGGAUAACUGUUACAUUGACACAGCUAAAUAAAAGACACAAUAACCAAAACAUUGCUCGUAAGGUUAUGUGAGUGUAGGGAUGCUCAAGCAGAUAACAUUAAAUCCCAGAUGACCAACUAAAGAGAAAUGCUGGGAAGGAAUUACUUCAUGUGCCACCAUGUCUGCAAUGGCUUGAAACGUCUCAGUGGUGAAUAUAAACAGUUUAAAAUUGUAUCAUACUUAAAUUAUAAUUAAUGAGGCUUCAGACAUUAGCACUUUUUUGCCAGAGGCCAUAGUCACCAGCAGUUAUGGUGACCAGCAUUAUAUAUGCUAUAGAAAACCUGACUGACAAUGUAUCUAGAGGAGAAAUACUUAAAAUCUCAAAUACUGAAAAUAAUGAAUGCCAUAUUCUGAUUUUUACAUCUGAAUCUCUUUUGCCAGCAGUUCUGUGGCACUCACGGUACUGCUGGGGCUUUAAUUCCUGAGUGUUUCACUAGGGAAGGGCAACAAAUUCACUGCUUUUUUGCGGAAAAGCAGCAGGCACAUCCCAUAUCUUAGUCUAGAAGGUCUCCAUUUCAAGCAUGAGAAUUGUUAAUAGAACACUGAGAUAGCCCUUCCCAGAGCUCCAGCUCUAUUCCAAGCUAGGGAAGAGGAACGGGGGGAGAAGUUUGGAUGUUUCAAAGACGUUCCGUGGAGGGUGUAAUGGCUGUUUCACAACGUGAAGCAGCCAUCCUUCCCCAUGGCUGCAAGCAUCCCUUGUUACUGGGCUGAUAAGUGUUGCUCGCAGCGAGCUGUCAGUUACUGCCGAGCUCCCUCUGGAAUUGUCUCACUUAAAAAACCCACCCCCAAAUCUGAAAUAACCAUCUGAAUUUCACAGGCAGCAGAAUCAGCGUGUGCUGAUCUCUGGCCCUGUCACUCGACUUCAUUUCUGUUAAUCUCUCGAUGUGUUGGAAUUAGCUUUGAGGUGAACAGUGCUGAAGCGACGUGAGCAUAACACAUUCUGCAAGUUAUUUAAGGCGUUAUAGAGCUCUGAGAGUACUUAUUAUAAACUCACACUGUGCUACCAGUAUCUGUAUCAUUUGCUUAACCGAUUGCAAGCCUGCAUCUUGCAGCGAGGCUGCUUGGUAGGAUAAGAACAAGGUUUGUAGCUCGAGGUAGUAUCUCCUACUUAGAUCAACAGCUGUUGUCCGAGACAUCAGAUAAGCUUUAGGGCAUGAUACUACCUCGUUUGCCAGCCUUGUCCUGCUUAGAUCCUUGGGCUGUCACAGCUACAAACACCACCAGUAUUGUCUCCAGAUACAUUAUAAACCCUCCAGCACUGAGCUCUGACUGUAGCUGGGAGCAAGGCCAAGGUCUAAAGAGAAGUUGUAGAGCUCACCCCGUAGAGUGAAGGUAAAGCCUCUAUCCAGGCACUGGGUGUGUUAUUUCCAGCCCCUGCCCAUGGGGCACUGCAGUUUCAACCAUCUCAUUUCUCUUCCCAGCACUGAGCUUUCCAAACAAACCAGGCCUGGGAGUGAAUAUUUAUGCCUGACAUUUAAUGCCUUUUUAGCCUGUGUUUUACCUUACCCCAUUGGGGCCAGCCUUAGAAGAGCUUCUCUCUUAAAGGGCUUCAGAAUAACUGUCAGUGCCUUGGAACACGAGUGCCUCAUGUCCUCUACAGGAGUUCUAGGCUCACCUUGUCCAGCUCAAGCUGCCAUUUGGCGUGGUUUAUAACCGUGUAAUGAACUGCAUUUCAGUUCUGAGAACACCAGCUUUCUGUGCUCCUGGGUUUGCUCCAUUGAGUUCAGCACAGCAGCAGAAGCAUGCUGCUAGAGAGUUUUUAGUGUCUCUGAAUAAUAAACUGUCAACAUUUCUUUAUUAUAUAUGAGAGAAAACAAAUGUUUUCAUGUACAGAAGGGUUAUUUUUCCUCCCCUUUUUGCUCUUUAACAAUAACAUCGUGGAUGUCUCUCUUGGUCUGUGCUCAAACAGUGGAAGGAGCUGUGAGGUUCCUUUCAGACCCAACCACUGCUGCUCCUCAGCCAUGCACACGGUGCCCUUGCUCAUUCCUUGGUCCCUGCUGCCUUUAAAACUGAAGAGUCAGGACUUUGCAUGGUAACUACAAACACUAAGUAGGCGGCUGCUGGCCAGAAGAGGUUGUGUUGUUCAGGCUCAGUGAUGUGCUUGCUGUUAAGGUUUGCUCGAUGCUUUGCUUGAAGUGAAUAGUGAAUUAAGAUCCUGCAUUUUGCACGUUCAAGCUGUUGCAUGCAAAGUUAAUUCUGUGUUUUGCAGACCUGAAUGUGAACGUUUCUGUCAGCGUGUAGCAGGUACAAACACAAAGAUGAGUCGAGUCCUUGCUCUGCUGGGUUCAGUCAGCCUGGGUGACAUCAGGUUGUGUUUAUUUCCUUUUCAUACAGGCAUUUAGGGUUAGUGCACCUAAAAGUGACGUGUACCUGAUUGUGGCUUUGAAAGCAAUACCUGGUUAUUCUGAAUGCUAGGAUGAAUUGUAACAAGUGUGGUUGAGCAGGCACUUCCAGUGAGUUUCCUCCAUCCCUCCUCUCUGUCCUUUCCUCUAAAACAAAACAAAAAAGGUGUUUAAGUAUAUCCUUUUGCUCUACUAAUAAGUAGAAUGUAUUUUAAUGCAUGAGGGUUUAUUUUUCAUGUCCUGAUCAACACAAUGAAUAACAUGAAAUGCUUUUCUCUGCAGAUGUGGAAGCUAUCCCAGAAAGCAGAAAUUCAAAAAGCAGGUCUAGGGAGCAACAAAGCUCCUAAUUCUAUUACCCACUACCUGAGCUGUGGGCCAAGUGGUGAGUUUCCUGCCCAAAAUGUAAAUGAGAUUAAUUUCAUUUACAACAAACUAACAGCAUUACCUACGAGAACAAGUGCACAUUGCAUUAACCAGUUGUAAAUGCUGCUUGCUUAACCGGCUUCUGUCUCGCUUACUGGGUAGGCCAGAGCAGGUUGGUUUCCAGCAGUUGUUUUGCCUGUGUAGGAAAGGGAACGUCAUCCCAUCAGCCUUCUGCCUGUAAAAAUGACAUUUACUUUUAUUUCUCAUAUCUCUUGAGGAAGAAAGUUCAAAGAAAGGAGUAACGCUGAAGUCAGUUCUUAGAAAGGGACUGAUAAAUCUGAAAGAAUAGUUUAACAAAACAAAAAGUGUUCCCUAGCACAAGGAAAACUGCCUUUUUACAAAGCUUGUCUUUGGCAUCCUGUCCUUCUCUUGACUCCAUGAAAACAUCUUUGCUGCAUGCUGUUAGUGCUGUUAGUUCUGUUAGUGACUUAACUCUUGUGUUUUAUACUUCCCUACUUUUAAGCUUUUCUUAUGUUCUUUUCUCUUUCCGCCUGUCACCUGAACGCAGAGAGAAAAGUGUCCUUCAGUAUCUCAGUAUGAAGCCUUUAUAUCUGAAGUAACAAGACAGCGACUGUAGGAAUCAGUAAUAAGAAUUAAGGGAAUUUUUUACCUUCUUCGUGACUAGAGCAGGCAAGAAAUAAAAACCUACCUACCUUCCUCCUUCCUUCCUUGAAUCAAGGAGCUCUACUGGAGUCUGCUGCCGGAAACUUGUAGAUGGUCUUAGGAAUUAUUGCACAUUGCACUGUUAAGAUCUACUGAAUAAAGGACAGUUCUCAUCUCCCUAAGGACCAAGGAUUUUAAGGUCUCAAGAAUUUACUCCAGGGGAAACAAAAAAAAAAGAGAGAAAUAAAAAUACUUCUGUAAUCUUCUGUUUAUGAAAUUAGCCACUGAUUUGCUUAAGCUUCUGCUAAUAAUUAGCCAAAAACCCCCAUAACAAGCAGUUUCUCUUCUGUACAUCUAAAAUGCUGUAGUAUUUUGUUGGAAUUGACUGUAAAUACAGCUCCAAACCCCUCCCCGCUUACUGGCACUUGGCUGCCUUACUGGGUUAGCGUAAUCUGCAUGAAAUUGCUCUUUAAAAAGUUUCUGCUGAUUUUUGUUGCAUUCUGCAAGGGAAAAAAAACAUGUUUACAAACCUGACAAAGUUCAGUCAUUAACAGAAGUGGGAGCCAUGGGAUGCUCGUAUGAUCUAGAGAUCGUUUGUCAUUUGUGUUCUUCACAUUCCCACGUUACUCUGCGGGUGUAUGUUCCGAUGUUCCUGACAGGACAUUGUCGGGUAUGAUUUUUCUAUGACUUUUAUUUUAAUAUAAGGCUGUUUCCAACCACUGGCGUUGCCAGGAUCAAACUGUCUUACGAUGUUUGUGUAUUGACUCCUUUUUCUUACUUGUUUGUCCUUUGACAUGAGCUGAUUGUGGCCUUUAGGAGGUUUCUUGAUGGCAAAAAAAAAAGAAAUGUAAAUAAUAUCACCUGCAUUUUACAAUCGGUUCCCCUUAAGGUUAUCUUUUACUAGCAAGAUACAUUUUGUUCAUUAUUGAUUUAUAUUAAAGUCAACGAAUGUUAUUGGUACAUUCAGUGGUUGCAUAUAUUUGUCAUCUUGAAAGCAUGUGGGGAGAGCUCGCAGGAUGUGUAUGUGAACUUACAAGCAGAGCCAAAAUGAGUUACCGUAGUUGUAUUUUACUACAACCCCAUAAGCACACUCAUGCUCCAGUUCUAAGGGGUUAACUGUGUAACCUCACAUCCCAUCCUCUGACAGGCGUGUGGGUAACUUCACCUCCAGCUCACCUAAGGGAAGGAAGGCGGGAUGUGUUUGCAGGGUAGCACUUACAAAGCCUCAAGCUGUCAAGGCCAGUUGGAAUGGAAUUGGUUUUACUGGAGAGAGAACGCAGUUCAGCAGAUUCAAAAGCAUCCUGGCACCUAAUUUAUUUCAUUUUACUGAGAUUUUGUCAAAAAGGGGAAAAAAGAGGAAAGUUGGAGAAGCUUUAGAAGGGGAAAUUCUCUUGGUUUUCUUCCUUAAAGCGACUUCCUUCUGAGUUACCUUUGAUGAUAAAAUAUACUAAAAGAUCUAGAUCUGAAUAGAGUGUUCUGGGUUUACAAUAUAAAUUACUUGGUUCGAUCUGGGAUUGUUUUCCCAGAGAGUUUAAACAUUUUUAGUUGUUUUUCUUAAGUGAAAACAGGACCAGUUGCACAGCUCUGCCCCCACAGAAUGUCCGUUCUUCCUCUGCAGACGUUUCUGGUGUUCCAUUAAAACCACUGGUUUAUUGUGGCGACCAGCUCACACUGGCAUCCAGUUCUGGUCCCUCACUCUCAGUGCCAAGCUCUUCACUGAUUCCAGCAGAAGCAUUGUGUGUUCUGCGGAACAUCCACACAGAGCAGCAAUCCCAGGAGGAUCUGAAGCCUGGAGUGCUCCUGGUGUCCGGCUCCGCAGUGGUUGGCAGCUGGAGCUCAGUUCCCCACGUUGUAACUGGUACCAGGGCAUUUUGAGAGGGAUUUGGGCAUCCCAAGCCACAGAGUAACAGCCACCCUGGUUGUAGUCACAGCAGCCAGGCAGUUGUGAGGGUUCAGGUAGAUCCUGCAGGAUCAGUAUUGUCCUGACUGUGUGGUAGGCACUGCUCCGUGAGCAGCAUCGCCGGGCACACGUAGCCUGCUCUCACCACACAUGGCUGUGUCAGUUUUGGCCCAUGGGCAUCUCCUGAUGGUUCAUUUCUUAGCUCAGCUCUUUUCUGUGUUCAUUAAGUUGUCCCAGAUGACCCAUCACAACUUGCACACUUGCUUUCUGCAUGUUGUUACACCUUCUUAAGGCAUCGGUGCAAUCACAGCCAGAGUUACAACUACUCAUUAACUGAUAACGUGUGUUAGAAAUGAACCCCCCAUCCAAAAACCUACACAAAGUUUCCUUGUAUAAGAGAGUCAGCCAGAGCCUGGGGGCAGAAUUCCCGCUGCUGGGUCCGAGCCUGGCCUCGGUCAGGUUUGUGUGCCCAGUCCUGGCUCAGGCCUCUCUGUGCCAGGGUAGGCGGGUUUUUACCCCCUUCACCUGCAUCAGCACAGAGGCCACAGUGGGAUUUGGGGUUGUAGUUGCUGAAUUGGCCAAGAGCGGCCCCGGAGAUAGGCUGGCGUUUGAGAGAUCGGGAUCUGCUGCUCCCAGCACUUUGUUUUGCAGACGUCUCAGAGCAGAGGAGCUGUCAGGAAGCUCUCCACGCUCUGAGGAGUUCUAAUUAUUUUCUCUCUACUUUCUUAAUCUUUCCAGUCUGUGCCCUUCAAAUACAAUAAAAAUGUAAAUUUAAUUAGAGAGCUGCUUCACGUGUUCUGAAACACAAUCUCCCAGGGGGAGACCAGGGCGGCUGUUGGACAGAGUGUGUACAACAGGAGCACACACACCGCUUUCUGCUGCAAGCACUGCCAGGUCCGUCACCGCUGGUUCCGGAUCACAAACAGGUUGUAGGGCUGCACAGUGUGUCAGUUUGAUGUACUUUCCUGAGAGUCUGCUGAGGAUUUAGUAACAUUCCCAACACGUCUUGUUUCUAUUCCCAAGACAUGCUGCAGCCCCAGCGAAGCAGCUCAUGUAUGAUUUGUGGAGUUAGAUGAUGAUGUGUGUGUAAAUAAUGCUUUGAUAUUAAUAAAACUGCCUUAAAGGAAUGUACCGAGGUGUGAAACAACACUCAAAAAGCUCUUAUUUAAAUCUGUAAUUUCCUUUACAUAUUGAUUUUUUAAUGUUUGCCACUGUACACAUUUAUUAAUGAUGUUAUUAAAAUGCCAAACCAAAUAAUUUUUACUCUUGUGUGUACGUCUAUACACACUUUCUCUGGAGACUGAUGUUGCUGGGAGGACGUUGGUGUUCAGUGCGGUCAGUUGGUGGUGUGGUCAGUGAGUCCUUCUGACUCUGCUGGAGCAGAAUCUUUCCUGGACAGAGUGUAGUUUAUGGUGUUGAUCUGUGUAGACCUGUGUGACUGUUCACUAGACACUAUUUUGAUAUUAUUUAAAUAAAAAAAGGCACUAAUUUCAUAAGUAAAGCAAAAAAAAAAUCAUUAUAGAUUUGCCAAAUGUAGCGUUUAAAGCUUUGAUUUUGCCUGGUUGUUACUUCUGCUGAGAGAAGUCUCAGAGUCUCUCCUGAGGACAAAGGUAGUUAAGUUUAGGCAGUACAGAUCUGGAGAUCCAUGAAGCACAGUAAAGUGCUGUGUGCACGUGUCUUCAAAACAACUUUUCACAUUUAAAGCUUUCUGGAUUUAAAAACCUUCACAAGUCAAAUAUUGUUUGGGGUUUAAGUUAUAUUUUGGGGUACCCCAAAGAAACCUUAAAGGGAAGGGAGAGUGAGUGGCAGGCAGAGGAUAAGGUAAAUUCUACUUUUAAAGACACGUAAGACAGUAUCUUAAUAUCUAGUUAAUUUAGUAACACAUCCAUCAAGCCAGAGUUCAUUAGUCAACCCAGUGUUCCUAAAUACCAGAUGUUCCUUUCAGUCCUUUCUUUAACAACACUUAUAAACCCACAUGGAUCUGGACAUCGUUCCAGUGGCUCUUCCUAUAGCAUCAACAUUUUUAGGUCACCUCUCUCCCAUUUGAGAUGACUGUGGUGAUAGCUGGGGUUGGUUUGUGUCUUUGGAAGGUGGAGGGGAGAAUUCAACAACAGAACACUUAGGAGACAGCAGUUCAAGCUCAUGUCUCUGAGAACAGGCACCAGGUGCUUUGGAAGUGAAGGCCACCAUGGUAAGGCUGUUUGUGCAGUGACUUGCUUUGCCCUGGAAGAUGCUUUUUGUUAGUUGUUCACUCUCUAGAAUUUAAGGUUUCACUUUCUUAAUAGGAAAAAGAAAAAUACGGCAUCCUUUAGUGACACGGUAGCAAGGAGUCAUCCAAAAUCAUGAGUCCUUUAAUGUGUUUUUUCUUCAUAAUUCUGUGUUCUGUCUCCAGUUUGUUGGUGCUGCUGCUUGUACAUGACAUUUUUGUUAGGCUGUGUUUAGAAGCCCUUUUCCUCAUCAUCUUCACAUCGUGUCCCUUGCUUUCACCGCUCCCCUGUCUCUGGGUUUUGGAAGGGUACCUGUUGCCACAGCACAUUUACUGGACUUCAUGGAGCUUCUGCUGGUUCUGUCUUCAACACACAGUCUGUUUGAAGGGGGUUUAUUCAUUUAGGCAAGAGAGGAGGAGAAAGAAUUAAGAGAUCACAUGUUGAGCAUGAACUAGUGUGUGACAGCAGGUACUUUUCGGUACGAAAGUAUCAAUCACCUAUUGAAAUCCAAAUCAGCCUCCUCUCAGGAUGUUUGACAGGGGAUGUUUGACAGGGGAAGGCAAGUCCCCUUCUCCCGAUGGGAGAAGCUCAAGUAUAGCUCCUCUUUGUACCCUUAUCUCCACUCCUGUAGGCGCUGGUUAAGGUGCAGCGGAGCACAGACACAACAAAACCACACACAAACAUUAGUACAGCUCCAGGUUAUAUUAACUUUCCUCCCAGGCAUCACCAGCACAGACCAAGCACCCGCAGUAACACUACUCCUUGGAGCGCUUCUGCCAGAAGGGAGGCUGGUACCAGGGUUUGCAUCCCAGUUGCUGAGAAGCUCUAGAAAUGAGAGAGGUUUAUGUCUAUCCUCAUGGGGCAAGCACAAAGUAACUUCCCAAGGGGAGGAUACUGUGAAAGUGAAAAUGCAGCUAAAAACAUAGACAAUCAAAUGUGGUUUUGGUAGUGUAGACAAGUUGUCUUUUUCUAGGUGAAAAUAAGAGAAAGCAAUGUGUAGUAGAGGAUGAGUGGGUACAGGUACACAACAGAGACACCUCGGUCCUGUGUGUACUGACAAACAUUGUGGAACUUUUAAGUGAAUUUCUUAUAUCCUAAUGAUGUUUUAAGUUUAACCCUUCAAGGCCAGUACCACACAUGGGAAGUUCCAGUUUUAUCUGUUUCGCUAAUAAAGAUUGUAACGUUAUUUAAAUAACACCUUUUCAGGUUAUUCAACGGUAGACUGCAAACAUGUCUUGUCUUUUUAAGAAUAUUCUGUUCAACUUCUAGUGACCCAAAGACAGUAUUUUUUCUCACCAGAUUAUAAACUUACACAAUUGAAAGAGUAAAAAGGAGUGAGCCUGGUUUUUCCAGAUUUAUUUGUAAAAGACUUUCACCAGUUUUUCUUUACAAAACCUAUGCCUCGUCAUACAAAAAUGAGCUUCAUCUACUUCGUGUCCUCAUCAAAACGUAUGAUGAUGGGAUCGUGCCCUGUUGAUCUCACAAACUUCAAGAAGUCAUCAGGGCUCAAACCCAUGGUUGCACAGUUUGUCAUUGGGUGGAAAUACACCUUCUCAUGGCCGCCCUCCAGGAAGGCAGCGUCCAGCACCAGCCUCACCUCCCCCUGGUCACAGAAGAGCGCCAGUGGCGUGGCACAGCCUUGACCCACCUUCAGCUUUUCAAGCAUGGAGUUUUCAUCAGCAAACCUCAGGUUCCCGCUUCCAACACCCAGUUUUUUCGCGAGAUCAGAUAAAUUGAUUUGCCUGUUGUGCAGGAGAGUCACCAGCCAGAAGCCUUUCUUCUUUUUGUCUUUAAGGAAGAGGUUUUUACUGUGACCUCCUUUCAUGUGUUGGACGUGGGGCAUCAUUUCUUCAACAGUGAACACCUGGAAAAUGCCACCAGUGCAGUGUGAGACUCGGUAUCACGUUAGACUUUCGGUUGUGUAGUGGCAGUAUCUUUUGUUAAAUACUUAGAAAAGAACUGAAUGUUACACUCAGCCUAAAAACUGUACCCUUUUAUGAAGAAGUUUUAAAAGAACACAAAUAAAAUGUGACAUACUG
Messenger RNA from Strigops habroptila (Kakapo), 17563 nucleotides. It is a transcript of the gene CCDC88A, whose product is annotated as coiled-coil domain containing 88A. Gene Ontology annotation, biological process: cytoskeleton-dependent intracellular transport; cytoplasmic microtubule organization. The record is from RefSeq and is a predicted model, not a curated record. Gene Ontology annotation, molecular function: microtubule binding; dynein light intermediate chain binding. The transcript is spliced from 32 exons. NCBI's taxonomy places the organism in Eukaryota, Metazoa, Chordata, Aves, Psittaciformes, Psittacidae. The coding region runs from base 839 to 7024 and encodes 2061 amino acids. Gene Ontology annotation, cellular component: cytoplasm; centrosome.